Messenger RNA from Lachancea mirantina, 786 nucleotides. The record is from the annotation of a GenBank genome assembly. Lineage: Eukaryota; Fungi; Ascomycota; Saccharomycetes; Saccharomycetales; Saccharomycetaceae.
AUGACAUCACUUGCAAGACAAGCAGCGAGUUCCGGGCUCAAAUUUGGUGCCCUGGGACGAUCAUUUUACCCCACACAACGUGGACAGCUUUGGCAACAAACGAUGCGGCGUAGUGUGCACAACACGAGCGCUCAGAGUCACACUACGAUCCUGAGCAGCGACAAGCUUGCCUCUUUCAAUAUCAUGAGCUUGAAAGCGUUAAAAAAUGAAUGUCGAUCGCGCGGACUGAAAGUUUCUGGCAAAAAACUCGAGCUUGUAGAGCGGAUUAUGGCCGCUGAGAGCCAAGGUGUGCUUUCCAGAGGCACUCUAGGCGCCGUCGGUGCGCGUAAAAUUCAUGUAAGCGCCCUUUUGCAAAAAGACACGCGGGCUGGGGCUACGAAACCCGUAGAUGCAGUGAAGAUGCCCGACGUUGCUGCGACCGAAGCAUCCGUGUCUGCACCAGAAAAGGACUACAUUUUACAGAUCCCUCCGCUGUCAAAAAACGCCGCGCAAAAACCCGUGACAAACCUCGAAAAACAGCUCAGUGAGCGCAACAACGCCGACAGCACCAAUGGGUUUCCCGAAGUGUCUACGCCGGAUCAAGAAAAGGUCAUUUUUCAGUCCGAAGCGCCCGAAGCGACCGUCGAGAUCGUGAACGAGGAAUUUGAAACCGCCAAGGACACGAAUACGCCAACCAUGAGUGCACAAGGCGGGUCUAGCAAGGAAUUUAGCGGGCGUGACAAGACGUUUUUCUUGGGGUUCGUGACGGCGGUCACAGGCUGGUGGUCGCUCAAAUUGUGGGAAUAA